Molecule: messenger RNA, 2069 nt
Organism: Motacilla alba alba
Lineage: Eukaryota; Metazoa; Chordata; Aves; Passeriformes; Motacillidae
Product: transmembrane protein 182-like
Exons: 5
Coding region: 112-849 (245 amino acids)
Cellular component (GO): membrane
Source: RefSeq, a predicted model, not a curated record
UCCACAUCCAAAAAUAGCAUUUCUCUGGCCCCGCUCUUCUAGAGACCCGGGAAACUCGGGGCUUUUCCUCCUUUUCUCAUUUCCAUUGGGCUGGUUUCCCCCCUCUGCCCCAUGAAGGCUGGAGCAGCUGCCCUGGCAGCCGGGAUCCUCGGGGGCACCGGGGUGCUGCUCUUCCUCGUCGCCUUUGGGACGGAUUAUUGGCUGCUGGCCACGGACACCUGCGGGGGCUUCGAGCAUGGGAACAGCACUCUGAGCACCGGGGGGGCUGAAACUCCAACAGAGGUCGGGAAGGAGAUCCUCACUUUCCACCACGAGGGUUUCUUCUGGCGGUGCUGGUUCUUUGGUGAGGGCCACCCUGAGAGCAUCUGGACCUUCUGGUACACCAGCCAAGCACACCCCAAGUUCUGCAUGCAUGGCUACCUCUUCCCCAUGCCCAUUGCUGUGGGACCUUUCCCCCAUCCUUCCUAUGACACAACUGCAGUGUACAGAGGUUUUUGGACGGCGUUCAUCCUGCUGGCCGUGGCUGCCGGGCUCGUGGGGGGGCUCCUGCUGGUCUGUGGGGUCCCCUUCUCCAGCCCCCACUCCUACAAAAUUGGGGGAGGAUUCCUGCUGCUCUCAGGAGGUUUGUUUCUCCUGCUCGUGUUUCUCUUUGUGAUGUGGAAGGAGUUUGCAGCUGACUUUGAGAAGUACAUCCUCCUGGAGAGGAGUGAGAGCUGCCUGGAUGAUGUGCCCGUGCACGUUUACUACGGGUGGUCCUUCAUGUUCGCCGCCGCCGGGGUGCCCCUGGUGUUGCUCUCUGGACUCCUCUUCUUCCUGGUGGGCAGAGACAUUAUGGAUUCCCUGCAGUAAGACAAGUGUGGAAAAGGCUUUGAGAAAAUCGGUGAUGCUCCUUGUAAGGAAACACAGCCAGGUUUUGAGGGUUUGAUCGUUUUUGUAGCUCUAAUGGUGGGGAUAGGUUACACUCACUCUCAUGGGGAGGCGGGGGUGGAGCACUGAGCAUCCACAGAAUCCCAGGAAGGUUUGGGUUGGAAGGGACCUUAAAACCCAUCCUAUUCCACCCGCUGCCAUGGACAGGGAGACCUUCCUCUAUCCCACAUUGCUCCAAGCCCCACCCAACCUGGCCUUGGACACUUCCAGGGAUCCAGGGGCAGCCACAGCUUCUCUAGGUACCCUCUGCCAGGGCUUCCCCGCCCUCACAACUAGGAGUUCCUUCCCAAUAUCCCAUCCAUCCCUGCCCUCUGGCAGUGGGAAGCCAUUCCCUGUGUCCUGUCCCUUCAUCCCUUGUCCCAAGUCCCUCUCCAGCUCUCCUAGAGCCCCUUUAGGGACUGGAAGGUUUCCCUGGAGCUUUCUGUUCUCCGGGUGAACACCCCCAGCUCUCCCAGCCUGGCUCCAACCACUGCCCAUCCCAAACCAGCCCCAGCUGAACAUCCAGCUCCAGCCUUUUUCCACUUUGGAGACAUUUCAGCACGUUGGUGGGGCUUGCACCAGUUUUUUCCUGCAGCCCAAGGGAAAGCAUCUCUCUGUCAGCAGAGCUCCACAUCCAUAUUCAGCAGAGCUGGAGUUUUACAGCAUUCCCAGCAUCCUGGUUUCUUGUAAAAGGAAAUCGAAUCUGGCUGCGAUGGUGCAAGCAAUAAUGUCUAUUUCUAAAAAGCAAUUAAGGAUGAUUUUUUUUUUCCUUGGCCAGCUCUAAUUGACGUCAAAGGACAACCAUUUUAAUGGGAUGUCGGGAAACACGAGAAACUUUUUUCUUCCUUAAAAGCCCUGAUUCUGAAGAUACAAAUGUACCUGGACCUAACCUAACUUUCAAUAAGGGAAUAAACCAAUUUCUGUGGCUUGAAACAUAACAUGAAUUAAUUAGUACUUCUUCACAGCAGUGCUUUGCUCUGCAUUGAAUAUUUUCCCUGGAUGCAGUUUUGUAGGGAUUCCCAACCCAAAAACUGAGAGGUGAUGCUGGUUGAGGGAAAAGGAGGGGUGACAAUAGCAUGAGAUUGUGAUAUCACCUUGGGCUGUGCCAGUGCCCCAUCAGUCCUUCAAGUGGCAACUUCUCACUAUAAAAUUGUUUAAAGUAA